Aedes albopictus (Asian tiger mosquito) is the source of this 375-nucleotide messenger RNA. RefSeq names its product negative elongation factor E-like. The record is from RefSeq and is a predicted model, not a curated record. NCBI's taxonomy places the organism in Eukaryota, Metazoa, Arthropoda, Insecta, Diptera, Culicidae. The transcript is spliced from 2 exons. The coding region runs from base 1 to 375 and encodes 124 amino acids.
AUGAAUGCUUGGGAACGAUCGUCGACGCGGGAUUACUCGCCGCCUGCGCGUAGCUCGUACGAUCGUGAUUCGUACGAUCGUCGUGAUCGUGAUCGUGACAGCACUCGCCGUGAUCGCGAUCGUGACCGUGACUACUACAGUAGCAGCAGUCGCGAUCGCGAUCGCGGCUAUGAUAGCAGCAGCAGUCGCGAUUACAGUCGUGACUAUGAGCGUGAUCGUUACCGUCGUCGCGAUUCGCCCGAGCGUAACCGGCGCGAAAGCAGCCGUAGCAGCAGUGACUACCCGCGGGUUAAGCAGGAACGCCACUCGCCGGAUUCGGACCGCGAGGAGAUGCGAUCGGUCACGUCUCGAUCCAGCGAUGCCCACCGAGUUUGA